GCCCUUUGUUGGAUCUGACUCAGAAUAGUGAUACUUCCUUCUCAGCUAGGAUGUUUUUAUCUGGAAGUGUUGUCGGUUCUUGAGAUGAUACUACCACUACAUGUCUGUGUUUCGUUGUCUAGUCCAACCUAAACCGUGGAUAUCCACAAGGUUCCGGCAAUAGUUUUACAGGUGCAUCAGAGGGUUUUUGUUUUUGUUUGGGAAGAAGAGAGAGGACACAGGAGCCUGAGCCAUCCAGGCUUCACAUUCUUACGGUGCAUGCUCAGAGAUAACUGUACUUAACAGUGUUUCAACGUCUUCUCAUAAAAGGAAAAAGCUUCAUGGCCUCUACCAUGAAGGAAACCAGUCCCGUAGGGCAUGGAGCUGGAGAACUAUGAACAGCCCGUGGUUCUGAGAGAGGACAACGCCCGCAGGCGCCGCAGGAUGAAGCCGCGGAGCACCGCCGCCAGCCUGUCGUCCAUGGAGCUCAUCCCCAUCGAGUUCGUGCUGCCCACCAGCCAGCGCCACAGCAAGAGUCCCGAGACUGCGCUGUUGCACGUGGCGGGCCACGGCAACGUGGAGCAAAUGAAGGCCCAGGCGUGGCUGCGCGCGCUGGAGACGAGCGUGGCCGCGGACUUCUACCACCGGCUCAGCCCCGACCACUUCCUCCUGCUCUACCAGAAGAAGGGCCAGUGGUACGAGAUCUACGACAAGUACCAAGUAGUGCAGACCCUGGAUUGCCUGCGCUACUGGAAGGUGCUGCACCGGAGCCCCGGCCAGAUCCACUUGGUGCAGCGGCGCGCACCCACCGAGGAGACGCAGGCCUUCCAGCGACAGCUCACCGCCCUCAUAGGCUACGACGUCACCGACGUCAGCAACGUGCACGACGACGAGCUCGAGUUCACACGCCGCCGCCUGGUCACCCCGCGCAUGGCGGAGGUGGCUGGCCGCGACCCCAAGCUCUACGCCAUGCACCCCUGGGUGACGUCCAAGCCCCUCCCCGAGUACCUGUGCAAGAAGAUUGUCAACAACUGCGUCUUCAUCGUCAUCCACCGCAGCACCACCAGCCAGACCAUCAAGGUCUCAGCCGACGACACUCCCGGCACCAUCCUGCAGAGCUUCUUCACCAAGAUAGCCAAGAAGAAGUCUCUGAUGGACAUCUCUGAAAGCCAGAACGAACAGGACUUUGUGCUGCGCGUCUGUGGCCGAGAUGAGUACCUGGUGGGUGAAACGCCCAUCAAAAACUUCCAGUGGGUGCGGCACUGCCUCAAAAACGGAGAGGAGAUUCACCUGGUGCUUGAUGCGCCCCCGGACCCAGCCCUGGACGAAGUAAGGAAAGAGGAGUGGCCGCUGGUGGAUGACUGCACGGGAGUCACUGGGUACCACGAGCAGCUGACCAUCCACGGCAAGGACCAUGAGAGCGUGUUCACCGUGUCCCUGUGGGACUGUGACCGGAAGUUCAGGGUCAAAAUCCGAGGCAUCGACAUCCCAGUCCUACCCCGGAAUACUGACCUCACAGUUUUUGUAGAGGCAAACAUCCAGCAUGGGCAGCAAGUCCUCUGCCAAAGGCGAACCAGCCCCAAGCCCUUCACAGAGGAGGUGCUCUGGAAUGUGUGGCUUGAGUUCAGUAUCAAGAUCAAAGACUUGCCCAAAGGGGCUCUACUGAACCUUCAGAUCUACUGCGGCAAAACACCAGCACUGUCCGGCAAGGUCUCUGCGGACACAUCUAGUUCUGAGUCCAGGGGCAAAGCUCAGCUUCUCUACUAUGUGAACUUGCUGCUGAUAGACCACCGAUUCCUCCUGCGCCACGGUGAAUAUGUUCUCCACAUGUGGCAGAUAUCUGGGAAGGGAGAAGACCAAGGGAGCUUCAGCGCUGACAAGCUCACAUCAGCAACCAACCCAGACAAGGAGAACUCCAUGUCCAUCUCCAUUCUUCUGGAUAAUUACUGUCACCCCAUAGCCCUGCCUAAGCACCAGCCCAGCCCUGACCCAGAAGGGGACCGGAUUAGAGCGGAAAUGCCCAACCAGCUUCGCAAGCAAUUGGAGGCCAUCAUAGCCACUGAUCCACUUAACCCUCUCACAGCUGAGGACAAAGAAUUACUCUGGCAUUUUAGAUAUGAAAGCCUUAAGCACCCAAAAGCAUAUCCUAAGCUAUUCAGCUCAGUGAAAUGGGGACAGCAAGAAAUUGUGGCCAAAACAUACCAAUUGUUAGCCAGAAGGGAGGUCUGGGACCAAAGUGCUUUGGAUGUUGGGUUAACCAUGCAACUCCUGGACUGCAACUUUUCAGAUGAAAAUGUGAGAGCCCUUGCAGUUCAGAAACUGGAGAGCCUGGAGGAUGAUGAUGUUCUGCAUUACCUUCUACAGCUGGUCCAGGCUGUGAAAUUUGAACCAUACCAUGAUAGUGCCCUUGCCAGAUUCCUGCUGAAGCGUGCUUUAAGAAACAAAAGAAUUGGUCACUUCUUGUUUUGGUUCUUGAGAAGUGAGAUAGCACAGUCCAGACACUAUCAGCAGAGGUUCGCGGUAAUCCUAGAAGCCUAUCUGAGGGGCUGUGGUACAGCCAUGCUGCACGACUUUACCCAGCAAGUUCAAGUAAUCGAGAUGUUACAGAAAGUCACCAUUGAUAUUAAAUCACUCUCUGCCGAGAAGUAUGAUGUCAGUUCCCAAGUUGUUUCACAACUAAAACAAAAGCUUGAAAACCUGCAGAAUUCUAAUCUCCCCAAGAGUUUUAGAGUUCCUUAUGAUCCUGGAUUGAAAGCAGGAGCACUGGUGAUUGAAAAAUGUAAAGUGAUGGCCUCCAAGAAGAAGCCCCUGUGGCUUGAGUUUAAAUGUGCCGAUCCUACAGCCCUAUCAAAUGAAACAAUCGGAAUUAUCUUUAAACAUGGUGAUGAUCUGCGCCAGGACAUGCUUAUUUUACAGAUUCUACGAAUCAUGGAGUCCAUUUGGGAGACCGAAUCUCUGGAUCUGUGCCUCCUGCCAUAUGGUUGCAUUUCAACUGGUAACAAAAUAGGAAUGAUCGAGAUCGUGAAAGAUGCCACAACAAUUGCCAAAAUUCAGCAAAGCACAGUGGGCAACACGGGCGCGUUUAAAGACGAGGUCCUCAAUCACUGGCUCAAAGAAAAAUCCCCUAUUGAAGAAAAGUUUCAGGCAGCAGUGGAGAGAUUUGUUUAUUCCUGUGCAGGCUACUGUGUGGCAACCUUUGUUCUCGGAAUAGGCGACAGACACAAUGACAACAUUAUGAUCACGGAGGCAGGAAACUUAUUCCAUAUUGACUUUGGGCACAUUCUUGGGAAUUACAAAAGUUUCCUCGGCUUUAAUAAAGAAAGAGUACCCUUUGUACUAACCCCAGACUUCCUGUUUGUGAUGGGAACUUCUGGAAAGAAGACAAGCCCACACUUCCAGAAAUUUCAGGAUGUCUGUGUUAAGGCUUAUCUAGCCCUUCGUCACCACACAAACCUGCUCAUCAACCUGUUCUCCAUGAUGCUGAUGACCGGCAUGCCCCAGUUAACAAGCAAAGAAGACAUCGAGUAUAUCCGGGGUGCCCUCACCGUGGGGAGAAGUGAGGACGAUGCUCAAAAGUACUUUCUGGACCAGAUUGAAGUUUGCCGAGACAAAGGGUGGACCGUGCAGUUUAAUUGGUUCCUGCACCUUGUUCUUGGCAUCAAACAAGGAGAGAAACAUUCAGCCUAAUGCUGUGGACUAGAGUCAAAAACACGUUAGUGUUUUAAAACUUUCAAUGAACACAUCAGUCAUGGAACUGGGAUUUAAAAUGCAACGGGACAUGGUGAAAGCUGGCGCUUCAGACAUACAGCUCUUUUUCCCAGCUAAACCCUUCACCGAAGAAAAGUGUUGGCAUUUAUGAUUAGUUGGUUAAGUAACAUUCGGCGCUAGGCUUCUUUGCAAGUUUAUCUCAUUUGUCUGAGGGAUGUCGGAAAAUAUUCUUACAUUUACCCAGACCAAGACUUCCUUACUGCACCUGAUAUUUUCACGACCUUGUUCUUGAGUGCUUCUGGAAAUUCUUUAGAAUAAUUGGUGACAUCUGUUUUCACCUUGGUUUACCCUUAAUUCUGGUUAUCUUUAUAUUCUUCAAGCUUGUCAACAGGAAAAGAUGUCAUCAUUGUAACCUUUAUCUCAUUCCGUGAAUGAUGCUUUCAAACAUCGCCCAGCGUCUGCGGAUGUUAGUGGUGUGCUAAAAGCAAGGGAAGCAAGUUCAUCUUUAUAGUUUUUUGGAAUUAGUUUCUUUCACUGUGUACCAUGGAGACAUACAGAUUCAAAAGGACAAAUCUGAACCGCUGUGCCUUGGCCCUCCUCUACUAUUCUGGUUCCAGGGUUAUGAAUAUAAAAAGCAGAGACAACACCUUGCGUCUCAACUGUGCCCACAAGAGUGAACUAUCCAGACGAUGAGCGUGGCCCUCCCCAGCCUGGAAGCAGGAGUGCUGUGACGCAAAGCACCUGCGCGUUCCCCCGCCCCUUCUUCCCUGCUUCCCUUCUUCCUCAACUGUCACCCUCCCACGACUCUUUACAGACUUGUGAAAUCUUCAAGGACGCUUUUACCCUAGAACUCAAAAAUUAGUUGAAAAAUAAUUUCUACUCAACAAUGACUAGAAUUUUAGGGACUUAUUACUAAAGCUGUUUAGUAAAGUUUUUUUUUUAAAAAAGCUAUAUAUAUAUUAUUAAAGGAAGCAGCCUAAAAAAGAUGAAUUAGUUUCCACAUACCUUAAUUUUAAAUUUUGGUCUGAGCAGUUUUUCUUUCUUUUUUAAUGGAAGAAGAUAUUUGAUAUCUAAAAAGUUUCCCAAGUUAAGAAGAACACUACUUUCCCUGCCCAUUUCUCAGUUUGAAUGAUUUUUGAACUUUGACACAUUCUUCGGAUUUCCUACAAACAAUUAAAAUGUCUUCCUUAUAAAAAAAAAAAAAAGUUCAUCUCUUAAAUACCGUGCUAUUUAUUGGAAGUAUUGUUUAACCUCAGAGAGAGAUCAUUAAAUUAUUUAUAAAAUAUUCUGUAAUUACUUAUAGUUAAUACAUUACAGGGAAGUAAUAAUGUUAACAGUGUCUAUGUUUAAGUAUAAUCAGAUAUAAAUAUAUACCUAAUUUUUUAAUUUUCAAAAUAGUUAAUCUGUUUGACUUUGAGGUUGCCCAAACUUUUUUUUUAUUUUGAGCAUGCAAAAGCCCACUGGUUUUUAACCCUGGCUGCAAAUAAGAAUCACCAAGGACACUUUUUAAAAAUACCCUUGCCUGAGCUCCACUCCCAGAUUGUAAUUUAAUUAGUGUGGAAUGAGGCCCAGACAUCAGUAUUUUUCUAAUGCACAGCCAGGGUUAGAUGCCCUGGAUGGCUUUCAAAGGUCAAGGUAACUCUGCAUCCUGGCUCAUCAGUAUCUAGAAAGGACUCCUCUUCCUUGGUAACUUGUCCUUUUAAAAUCAGUCUACUCUGGGCACCAUAGCCAUGCCUGUAAUCCCUCCCAGAGUGCUGGGAUUGAGGUGGCAAAGAUUACCUGGGGCCAGAAGUUCCAGACAAGCAUGGGCAAUAUAGUGAGGCCCCAUCUCUACAAAAAAAAUUUUAAAUUAGACAAGUAUAUAUCUGUAGGCCUAGCUACCUAGGGCAGAUGAGGUGGGAGAAUCACUUGAGCCCAGGAGUUCAAGGUUAUGGUGAGCUAUGAUGGUGCCACUGCACUCCAGCCUGGGCAAUAGAGUGUGACCCUGUCUCUAAAAAUAAAAUAAAAUAAAAUCAUACCCAUAAACACCAUUCCCUGUAAUGAAACACUUGUUCCUCUCGAUAAAUGGAGGAUAGAUUUUGUAUGGCACUUCUAGACCAACUAUUCCCUACCAUUCUUUUGAAGAAAAGCAGGGAGGAAAAAAAUAAUAAAAUAAAUUUUAAAAAGCAGAACGAAAUGCUUUCUAAUGCAGAAGAGGAUGCUUUCACUAUUCUGAUAAAUAAUAGCCAAGUUCAAACCUUGCACAGAUUCUACUUUGCUUUUUAUUUGAAUUGCUGAAAUAAUUGUCUUGAUAAAAAAAUUACAGAGGAAUGCAUUUACAUUUAGCGUGUUGGCACAUUCAUACAUGUUUGCUCUGUAAAUAAACUAGUCCUUCCUGAUGCUGAACACACGUGUGUGCACACACACACCCAUAUAUACGUAUUUUCCAACUGGGCUUGGUUUUUCCAUAGCCCAAUGAGAGUGUAAUUUCAAUGCUAUAGAUUUGCACAUAAACAAAAAUCACCUGUGUGUGCUUUCUUCCUCUACUGUUCCCUGCUAAUUCCAUGGCCAACAACUUCCACACUUUUGAAAAUAUUCUAGAACUAUGGUCACCCUUCUGCUGGGGAAUUAUCCACAACUCUUUCUUCAACACCAAAUGAAAACACAGAUCACACGGCCAGGAGCAGUGGCUCAUGCCUGUAAUCCUAACACUCUGGGAAGCUGAGGCAGGUGGAUUGCCUGAGCUCAAGAGUUCAAAACCAGCCUGGGCAAGAGCAAGAUUCCAUCUCUAAUAAAUAGCUGGGCAUUGUGGCAGAUGCUUGUAGUCCCAGCUACUUGGGAGGCUGAGGCAAGUGAAUUGCUUGAGCCCAGGAGUUCGAGGUUACUGUGAGCUGUGACGCCAAGCACUCUACCCACUGUACCCAAAGUGAAACUGUCUCAAAAAAAAACAGAUAACAAGUCAAACAAAUCAGAAGCAACUUUUCUAUGUAUCUAGAACUGGCUACCUAAUGACACAGCCCAGUGCAAAAUGAAAAUACAAGGCCUGUAGCUCAGAAAUGAUUAAGAAAUUCAAGAGAGCAACAGGGGAGUAUUAAGCCAAGCCCUUCUGAGCUCUGUGUAACUGCACUUGUCACAUGAACCUGGUGCUGUGUUUAUCUAAAUAACGAUUUUGGUGCUUAAUUUUGUACACACGGUAUACCAAUAAAAAUGCUGCAUCUGUUCAAAUUGAAAUAUCUUCUCUAUACGUACACGAGAACCUUGAGCAACAUGGCCACUGCUCUUGAGUUGGAGCUAUGGCCAGAAGAAGUAAAGCAAUGCAGAUAUUUUAGAUCUGGACUCACCUGAUGGACAGCAUUUGACUAGCCUUAGUGAUGCAUUGGCAAAAGAAGUAGGGGGAAAUGGAGACCUGGAUAAAAUGUAUCAACUCCUAGAGAAAACUCCUGACCUAAAAAAAAUUGACUUUAGUAAAUAUAUCUUUUUUAGGAGGUGACAUAAAAAAAGGUUAGAUGCAGGAAUUCUACAGCAUAAUUUGGAGGCUACUAGUCUUAUAUUCAUGGAAAUAGGUUAUUUUUUUUU
Nycticebus coucang (slow loris) is the source of this 7242-nucleotide messenger RNA. RefSeq names its product phosphatidylinositol-4,5-bisphosphate 3-kinase catalytic subunit gamma (gene PIK3CG). Gene Ontology annotation, biological process: phosphatidylinositol 3-kinase/protein kinase B signal transduction; phosphatidylinositol-3-phosphate biosynthetic process; phosphatidylinositol-mediated signaling. The transcript is spliced from 11 exons. Bases 358 to 3666 code for a protein of 1102 amino acids. The record is from RefSeq and is a predicted model, not a curated record. Lineage: Eukaryota; Metazoa; Chordata; Mammalia; Primates; Lorisidae. Gene Ontology annotation, cellular component: phosphatidylinositol 3-kinase complex, class IA; plasma membrane; cytoplasm. Gene Ontology annotation, molecular function: 1-phosphatidylinositol-4-phosphate 3-kinase activity; 1-phosphatidylinositol-3-kinase activity.